This is a messenger RNA of Geodia barretti, 1570 nucleotides long. The record is from the annotation of a GenBank genome assembly. Lineage: Eukaryota; Metazoa; Porifera; Demospongiae; Tetractinellida; Geodiidae.
CAUCUGUGGGCUAGCGUUCACCGCCAUCAUAACUCUGCCAGCGGUACGUCGACAGAUGAUACCUGCGUCGGUUUCAGUCAGUAUAAGAGACGGUUCACCCCCAUUCAGCUCACCAACCCACCACAGCUUCUCCGAUAAAUUCGGGAGGACUUCUCACCUCUCCUCCGAAGAGGUGACCGAGAGCAGAGAAGAGAGGGAAAACUUGAGAAACAGAGAUUUCUCUCCUCUGCUUGACUCAAGUGGGGACGAAAGUGUCCCAUACUCGCCCACUCUCUGGAAACCAGAGACUACUUGCUACAGUGACACGCGCGGCUACCUCGCGAGGCUUGCGUCCAUAGCUUGGAACAACCGCCAACUCCUGGUGUGCAUGUUUGUCCUCAAUUUCUUCAGUGACGGAGCUAUACCGUCCACCUCGGCCUACAUCUUCAAGCCUUACGGGAACACCGUUUAUACACUGGCUGCAAAUAAUAUUGAUUGCAGUGUUGACGUCCAUUGCUUCACUGUUGGGUAUCUAUCUACUGGUCUGUGCUGCUCUCUCACCUGAUCCACCUCUCAGAGACUAUUUGGCCGGGAAAGUCAUCGUUGUGGUAGUGUAUGUGGUGUUCAACGGAGUGGUGGCCUACUCUAAGGUUGGACUGGUGAUCCUUCUCCACGGACAGGGCUCCGAACGAGACUCCGCCCUCUUCCUGGUGGGCGUGGUCAUACAGCUGGGCUCGUUUGUUGGUGCCGUCGUAUUCUUCUGUCUUGUCUACUUCGCAAAUAUCUUCAGCAGUUGACAGCAAUCUCAUUUCAUCAUUCUCCAUGUGCAGUGUGUGAAAAUAUUUGGCAGAAAUUUGUUUAGUUUUUGUUUCACAAUCCUCGUCUGAAUUUUGUCACACUACAACAAUCAAACAUGAAUUUUUCAGAUUUCGGUUAAAAUAAGACGGAUCACAUGAUGGUUCUUGAAUACAACACCACGCGCAAGAUCAUAAAAUAAAUACAUUGAAGAUGUGGUGCUACACACAUAAUACACAAACCAGCAAAGGCUCUCAAUCAACAAAAAAGUAAACCGCAAAAAUAAAGAGACGGGAAUUGCAGAGGGAGGGGUUAGAUGGUCACACAGACGGUAGGGAAAAAGAUGAAGGGAGAGGAGGGGCAGAGAAAUCAAUUAGAUUACUAUUCUGCCGCACUUCGUCAGGGGUUCCCGAUGUGGAAGGGGGCGUGGCAUGGUGCUCACUAAUUGGAGGUGGGGAGAGCCCCUCGACCAUGCUGACACGAGCCUCGAUGACCCCGACCUCUUGCUGGGAGGGGCUGGGGGUGUGGUCUGGUGGGUUGGCAAGCUCUAACGGUACCAGCUGUUGGACAGCCACAGGGCCCUCGUUGGCGGAACCUUUAUCACCCUCUGUAAGGGUAGCGCUAGACUGAGAAGAUGGGUGUGGCUCAGAAGUUGCCCCGCCCUCUUCCUCGUUCGUGAUGACCUCUCCCUGGGUAAUAGUGACGGUCACGUCUGGCACAUCUGCCACAUUCUCGACAAUGACCACCCGCCUUCUCCUCCUUCGCUCUCUCUCUGCCGACCCUCCCCUCGUCCUCC